This is a messenger RNA of Engraulis encrasicolus (European anchovy), 2556 nucleotides long. Its product is annotated as meprin A subunit beta-like. Gene Ontology annotation, cellular component: membrane. The record is from RefSeq and is a predicted model, not a curated record. Gene Ontology annotation, molecular function: zinc ion binding; protein binding; metalloendopeptidase activity. NCBI's taxonomy places the organism in Eukaryota, Metazoa, Chordata, Actinopteri, Clupeiformes, Engraulidae. Gene Ontology annotation, biological process: proteolysis. The transcript has 7 exons. Bases 1 to 2556 code for a protein of 851 amino acids.
AUGAAUGCAAGAGGAGUGAUUCUGAGAGCUUUCGAGCAGUUCCGACUGAAAACAUGCAUUGACUUCAGGCCCAAAUUGUGGAACAAUGAACAACACAUUGUGAUCAAGAAGGACAUAGGGUGUUGGUCUCAUAUAGGAAAAGAGGAGUGGAAACAGGAUUUGUCCAUUGGCUCUGACUGUGAUACUGUUGGUAUAGUGGAACAUGAACUCUUGCAUGCUCUGGACUUCUGGCAUGAGCAGUCCAGAUAUGACCGGGAUGAUUAUAUCACAAUUAACUGGACAAACAUUGAAUCAGGUAGGGAGCAUAAUUUCAAAAUCAAGACCAAUGAUACCAACAGCACCAUGGACACCCCAUACGACUACAUGUCCAUUUUGCACUAUUCCAAGAAUGCCUUCACCAAUGGCAACGGAUCUACAAUGAUCACAAAACUGCCACAGUAUCAAGAUGUGAUUGGUCAACGCCGUGACAUGAGCCAUUAUGAUGUAGAAGAGCUCAACAAGUUCUACGGAUGUACUGAUUCCAUCUCCUUUGUGGAGCACUGCAGCUUUGACGAUGAGGGAAUGUGUGGGAUGACGGUCUGCUCCAGGGGUUCAGCUGAAUGGGUGAGAGUGAGCCAAACUCAUGGAGGUCCCCAAUCUGACCACACACAACUGGGCACUGACAAGCAGGGCACAGGUUUCUUCAUGCACUUCAGCACCAAGCGAGGGACAAUGGGAAACUCUGCCAUAUUUCAGACCAGGAGGGUGACUCCCAAGAGAAGCUGCAAGGUCCAGUGUCUUCAGUUCUUCUACUACAACACUGGGAGUUGGUCUGACCAGCUCAACAUCUGGAUAAGAGAGUUUGAUAAUGAUGACGACAUCAAGGGAACUAGAAGACUAAUAGGACAGAUAAAAGGAUCCCCAGCUGAUUACUGGCAGCUCCACCAUGUUCCCCUGGACGCCUCCAAGACCUUCCAGGUGGAGUUUGAGGGCCGCAAAGGAUCACAGUAUUCCACAGGUGGCUUCUCUGUGGACGACAUCAACCUCUCAGAGACCGAAUGCCCCCAUCACACAUGGCAUGUCAGGGACUUUGAGAGGCAGUUAAAAGCCAGCAGGAAUGUAACUGUACUGAAAAGCCCAGCGCAUUAUUCCCAUGAAGGCUAUCGAUAUCAACUAGCAUUAGCAUUUCAUCAAGAUCACCUUUUUGUCUUUGUUCACCUGGUCUCUGGUGUCCAUGAUGCUCGAUUGAAGUGGCCUUGUCACCAGAGACAGGUGACAAUUACAGUGUUGGACCAAAAUCCACACAUGCAGAGACGCAUGUCGAAACAAAUGAGCAUCACUUCAUAUGGCUCAUGGUUGAACAUGGGAGACGAAGGAGAAGAGGAGGAGGAACUUCCAGGAGGAGCCAGAGUCCCUGGUCCACACCCUCAGGCUUCCAGACUGACCGUCCCUGCUCCAGUGGGAGGGGCAGCCCAAGCAAGCCCUUCCUACGCGCCCAUGCCAUGCCAAGGGAGCGGGAUAAGGCAGUCUGAGGGGUUUCCAUAUGCUGAGCAAGUCACCCUGCUCCAAGAUGCCAUGCCACGUGACUUCAUCUUCCAUGAGUCCACCCACCUCAACCCCUUGCCUGCUGUGCCAACGGUGAAGACGUCUGAGAGGCGUGCCACCAACGAGGAGUCAACCGAUGGGGGAGAGACGUCGGGGAGUGGAGAUGGAGAUGGAGCAACCGCAUCAGUGCUACAACAACUGCAUCAAAUCAGUGCAACCCCUUACCUCCACCCCUGGGAUAAAGACGGUGGAGAGCUGAACUUUGAUACGGUGAGGUUGUGUGGAGAGCCCCCACCAAGCACAAAGCAGUACCUUAUCAACAAGGCUGCUACCCAAAGACUGAGAUCUGUCAUCCAUGAAGUGGAAGCACAUCUGUCUCAACCCUCAGUCUGCUGGGAUCAGGACUUCUCUCAAGGGAAGAGAGAAAUCACCGCUGAUCACACCACAGCAACUCAAAAUGUUCCCUUGCCAAGCAAGAUCAAGCAACUACGAACUUUUUCAAGACUCUGGAACUACAGCCGUGCAUGGUUCGAGUCUUACUCUGAACUGUGUGUGGUACCUGCUCUAGGUUUGCCUGACCUAGACUGGCCCUUCAUUCUCUUUGCGCACGAGAGGGAGGUGGUCAUGACCUCUCUCAUGUGGACACACAAAAGUGCCAAAGUCUCUGACAGCCAUUGUGGAGACUGGCAAGCUGGGCUAGAGUCACCACACGUGAUUCAGCACCCUGCUGUGGCCAACCCAUCCCUAAAGCUGUACCCUCCUGAUGACAUCAUCGACCACGAUUGUGAUGAUCGGGUCGAGGGGGGGGAGGAGAGGUCUACCAAAGAGACUUCUCUGCAACCUGCUUGUUCGAGGGGAAUGAAGAAUUCAGAUGGAUUACAAGUUGACGAAACUGUUCUGGAAGACGACUACGAGAAUGGCAUACAACAAGUCAAGCCGGAAGAGGAUCCUUCGACUUGUAAUCCAUCUGGUUAUGCUGCCGUCAAGACAACCAACAACGACUGGUUUUGCGGGUUGAUGCACCUGAUGUAA